This is a messenger RNA of Centruroides sculpturatus (bark scorpion), 1755 nucleotides long. Its product is annotated as LMBR1 domain-containing protein 2-like. Gene Ontology annotation, cellular component: membrane. The transcript has 8 exons. Bases 349 to 1740 code for a protein of 463 amino acids. NCBI's taxonomy places the organism in Eukaryota, Metazoa, Arthropoda, Arachnida, Scorpiones, Buthidae. Gene Ontology annotation, molecular function: nucleic acid binding. The record is from RefSeq and is a predicted model, not a curated record.
UUCAAUAAUACUAUUUUUAUGCAUUCUGUCCUUCUAUGUAAGUAUGAAAAUAGUAUUAUCGAACUUUUAAAAUUUAAUUAUACACUUAUAUAUUUAUGAAAUUAAUUUCUGGAAAUUCCGUUUGUGUAUGCUGAAAGUGCAAAGGCAUACUAAUUGUACAUUGAUAAAGAAAUAGUGGGAGCUGAAAAAAAAAUCAACUAGUUGGACUGGUUCCAGUAUUAGAAAAAGGUCAAAAAAUCUGAUAUAAGUCAUACUGUCUGUAAUCCUUAAUUUGUUGAAAUAAUUUUCCUUUCAUAAUUCAUUCCUAUUUUAAAAUAUUUGCAGAAUUUUUAUAAAAUUACUGGAAGGAUGUCUGUUGGACCUUUGGUGACAGAAAUCUGCUGCACAUUCUUCGUGGCUGCUCUUCUAUUGCACAGAUAUGGAAAUUGGAGUCAACAUCACAUAUUGGUGACAAUAAAUGUUUUUAUUGCCUGGUAUUUUUCUUUUAUAAUAAUUUUCAUCUUGCCUCUUGAUGUUUCAACAACAGCUUAUCAUCAAUGCAUUAGAAAUUCCGAAUCAGCUACUACUGUUGUUCCAGUUACAGAAACUACUUUACUUCCAAAUACUUCUUUUAGAAAUAGUACUACAAAUAUUUCUAUUACUCCCACAGAACCAUAUAUAUCAUUACAAGAAGCUCCUGAAAAUCCUUGUCAAGCUCCUUGGAGCCAGAUACCUGAAGGCGUUUUGCCUACAUUAUGGAGAGUUGUCUAUUGGACAGCACAAGCACUUACAUGCGGGUAUUAUUCGAACUUAUUGCAACGCUUGAGUGAUGAAAUUAAGAAAAAACGGCCCAUUUGGCAAAAAAGAGUGUUGUUUCAUCAAGACAAUGCACCAGUUCACAGAUCCGUUAUUUCGAUGACUAAAAUCAAUGAGUUAAGGUUAAAAUUGAUUCCUCACGCACCCUAUUCGCCAGAUUUAGCCCCCUCGGAUUAUUUUCUUUUUCCAAACUUGAAAAAAUGGCUCGGUGGUAAAAGAUUUGCCAACAAUGAAGAGGUGGAGUCUGAGGUUGAUGGCUAUUUUGAGAAGCUUGACAGUUCUCAUUAUAAACAGGGUAUCGAAGCUAUUGAACAUCGCUGGGAAAAAUCAAAAUUAAAAGUGAUUUGUAUAACAGCAAGCAAUACUUGGGGAUUAUUUCUGUUAGUCCUGUUAUUGGGUUAUGGUUUGGUAGAAAUUCCUAGAAGUUGUUGGAAUAAAACAAAAAGAGGCUAUAUGCUUAAUUAUUUGUAUUUUAAAGCUGCUAAACUUAGUACUGAGCGUUGUGAAGCAGAAGAAAGAGUUGAUGAUCUCAUGGAAGAAGUCCAGCAAGUUGCAGAAUGUGUUUCAAGAAGACAUUCUUACUUAAAAAAUUAUUUAGCAAUUAUCCUUGAUAAGCUUCCCGAAGAAAAACAAAAUGUCAUCUGUAAUCGUCAGAGUCUUCGAGAUUUUGAUAUAUCUGGUCCUAUAGACAGAACUUUAAUACGUCUUCAUCAGCAGAUAAUUCGUGCUUUACAAACGUAUAGACGUACUCAGUGUCAAUGGAACAUGUUGGUUGAGCAUUCCUUUGAAUGGGAAGAUAUUGUUCGUAAUGAAAUGAAUCAUGAUCAUCUUUUUAAAUCGACUUUCAUGCCACGACGGUCUUCUUUUGUGAGAGCUUUACUUACACCAAAAAUCGGUAAAAAGAUAAAAUUUUUAAUUCCAAAAGAUAUAUUUAACAUUUAUUAGUAUUUUUUUUUUUUU